GUGGUUUGCGACGCCCAAGAUGGCCGCCCCCAGGGCACAAUGAGCCCGCUCCGGCCGCCGCCGCCGGGGGGAACGUGGGGCACGGGCAGGGCCGGCCGGUACAGAGCCGGGGCGCUCCUCCGGCAGCGGGACUCGUCCGCGACCGCUCGGCGUGUGGGGCCCCGCCGGAGCUGGUAGUGGGAGAGCGGAGCGUCCCCAGGGAGGCGGCAUGUGGGGUGCCCUGCUGCGGCACGGGGUCCGCGGCGGCGGGCUUCGGUGCCUGUCCUCGGGCGGCCCGCCCUGGAGCCAGGUGGUGUCGGAGGCCGAGAAGAUCGUGGGGUACCCGACGUCCUUCAUGAGCCUGCGGUGCCUGCUGAGCGACGAGCUUAGCAACAUCGCCAUGCAGGUCCGCAAGCUGGUGGGCACCAAGCACCCCCUGCUCGAUACCGCCCGGGGUUUUGUGUACGAUAGCCGAAACAAUUUACAGAUGCGAGGUUUGGUCAUACUGCUUAUUUCCAAAGCUGCUGGACCCAGCACAGCAGAGCUCUCUUUCCAGCACGACAUGGUCAGUGGAAUUUAUUCCAGUCAAAGAAGUCUGGCUGAGAUUACGGAGCUGAUCCAUACUGCCUUUCUGGUGCAUCGUGGCAUAGUAAACAUUGGUGAGCUCAAGUCCUGUGAUGGCCCUCUGAAGGAUAUGCAGUUUGGGAAUAAAAUGGCUGUUUUGAGUGGAGAUUUUCUUCUAGCAAAUGCUUGCACAAGCCUUGCACAGUUGCAGAAUACCAAGGUUGUGGAACUCAUUUCAAGUGCUAUUGGUGACUUAGUUCAAGGCAUAUAUUAUGAAAACUCAAAAUCAUCUGAGGAGAACUGCCUCACAGAUGACAUUGGCAUAUCUAGCUGGAAGGAGCAGAUUUUCCUGUCACACAGUGCCUUGCUGGCCAAGAGCUGCCAGGCUGCAAUGGAGCUAGCAAAGCACAGCGCUGAGAUCCAGGACAUGGCAUUCCAGUAUGGGAAGCAUAUGUCUAUGAGUCAUAAGCUACAUUCGGACCUGCAGCCAUUUGUGAAAGAAACUUCUAGUGACACCAUGGCCUUCAGUUUGAAUUCUGCUCCUGCAAUCCUUCAUCAGGAAUUCCGUGGAAGGGAGGCAUGGCUUAAACAGAUUAGAGAGGCACAAGGAAAAGGAAACAUUGUGGACUAUAAGAAGUUCCAUGCCAUCUACUAAGAAAUAUACACAUACAAUAAUUUGAUUUCUUCCAGUCCCCAUUAUGACUUCUAACUUUACAGCACUGUAUUUGCUGCUUCUCUAUAAUAAAAGCAGACCUGAACUAAGUAGCUUUACUGGAAGUAGCUGGGACGCCUUGAAACUCUCAGAGGGCUGCAGGAGAUGGCUGACAAGGUUCCCCUGGUUAAAUAUUGGAGCACAGCACACGUGUGGUGGAGAGAGAUGACCCUGUGUCCCAAGCUCACUGAGCAUGAGCCUGACUUGUUCUGAGUCUUAAGUAGAUCAUGAAGUCCAGUCAGUUAUCUCCAGCAUCAGUGGGAAAUAAUAUACAAAUUACUGAGCCACGUGCAUGAUUGAGAAUUGCUUCUUGAAGUAGGGCCUGAAGAGUGUUACAGCUCUGACUGAUUGCUGCUCAUAUGGAAGGCUAACACACAAGUAUGUGUCGGAUUAUUGUAAUUAUUUUGUAUUAAGAAAAAUUGCUAUUUGGAUUAUUUAAAAGCCUCUCUGCCCUUCCUUCCUCUUAGAACGGCAGAGGGAUCUUAACUUAGCCAUUAAAAAGCAUCAUGCUUUUAGGUUGUUCUCUACUCCAGUCACAGUCAUAUCAGUUUUCUUUCAUCCAAAUCACCACUGAAAGCACCAAAUUUAUUUUUCAGAUGUGUCUUGGGGACACUUCUGAAAGAGUGAAUGUUUAAGCUAGGUUACUUUUGCAAGUCCAGAAUGAGAUUUCUCCUUUUAAUUGUUAUAACUGUGAUCCACAAUUGUCAUUUCCACAAAUCCACACAGUGUAAUUUCCAUAAGAAAAAAAAAAGGCAAAGGGGAAAGAAAAACAUCUAAAUUUGCUUUACUAAAUCCAACAUUUGUCAGACUAUUCUAUAUUUUGACUGAAAUUAUUUUAGAUCUUGUAUCCGUCACAUGAAAUUAAAAAACUUACAUUAUGCUUAGGCCACUUGGACACUUGAAUAAAAGGUAAAGAAGGAGAGAAAGCUCUUCAAGUUUUGUAUUUUGAGCAAUUGACUUCUGCCAGAAAGCACAUGAUUUUUGCUGGAUUUGGGUAAUUAUCUCUUGCACAAGCACAGAUAUUAUGAGGUGAACGAUAGUGGAAAAUUGUGCACGAUUUUUGUGAGUUCAAACAACUUCCAGCUUUUUUUUUUUUUUUAGGGGUCAUUUUCAAAAGCCUAGGCGAUCACAUCCCUCUUUUCUAUGUUUGUUGGCUUAAAUUAAAAGUGGUCAUUAGUUAUAUCUAUGCUAAAUGAACUCAGGAACCUGCAGCUGUCCCCAGCAGAAUAACUUGACCAGCACAUGCACACAGCCAAUUAGAAGGCAUGUUGUGCUGUACAAGUUAGUAUUUAUUUUUUUGCUUUUUGCUGUGUCGUCUUUCCUCUUCCAUCACCACAGGCAGUGCUUUGCACUUUGCUCAGUCUUUUCUUCUCAGCAUCACAGUCCCUUCUCAUCUUUCUCUUCAGUUGAUACAGUUACUUUAAUGUUCCUAAUCAAAUCUGGGAGCUUGUGUCUCUUUGAGCCUUCAAAAUAUCUCCUCUUUAGUCUUGUAAAAGCAAAGAUCACCAAAACUAGCUGUAGAACUUUUGAAAAUUUUGGUUAUUUUUCUUCUCUUAAUUUUUAUUAUGAACUUCAGUGUGCCACUUAAUUGAGAUAAAAAUAUUAUUCCUUUAGUUAAACUCAUAAGUAUACGUAUACAAAAGUUGUUAGCCUGCUUAAGAAAGUUUUACCUUGCUUGCUGAACUUUCAAUUAAAAUAAUGAAAGUAAAUUUGAGAAGUUGAGAUCCAUCACACUUAACAUGCCUUUUAAAAAAAGGCAAAAGUUUUAUUUCAAUUUUGAGACUGCUUAAGAAUUCUGAAUUGUUCUUUUCAUGCAUGUUAUAUUAAAAUGGUACCUCUGAUUUUUUUCACUGACAAAAAAAUACCAGCAUCAUACUAGCAAGUUUGGUGAGGUCUCUGACACAAAUAUAAAAUGAAAAGCUUUCUAUUAAUUUGAUUAGGUCUGAGACUGCCAGGUCAAUAAGGUCACUAUGUUUUGCAAAGUUUUUUAGGGAUUUUUCAUUCCAACUUUGUUGAAUCUUUUUAUCAGAAGGAUUUUUUAUAUUGUCUGUGUUCUGAAUAUAUAUAUAUAUUCUCACAUUAAUAUCUGGGGGUUUCACGCUGUUUUUUUCCUAUGCUAUCACACUGCAUCCAGGCAAAUUAUUGAUCUGUUGUGUUGGUAUUUGAAAGUCUCUGAAAGAGAUGAAAAAAUUGUUUCAGCUGUUUUUGUGGUGUUUCCCAGAUAACAAAAGGGAAAAUACCAAUGCAUGUUAGGGACAAAUUUCAUGUAUGUAAUUGAAAGAAACAACAACUUUUGUAUGUGGCAAAAAUCUUAGACUUCUUAAAAUCAAGAAGCUUUUACCUGUGUUAUGCAUACCUUGCAUGCAAGAUAAGCUAUGUAAUUCUCAAACAAAUUGAGAUUCUCAGUGUAAUUGUUACCACUUUAUAAUAUUGAUUAAAAACUCUCUGCUGAAGCUGAGGCCUUAAUGGUGCUUGGCAUUAUAGAGACUUGUUAAAGGAGUGUAACAAAGGCCCAACUAGGGGCCAAAUGAGUAAACUAGGAGUAAUUCUUGUUUUCUGGCCAAGGCUCUAGAAAAAUUAUAAGAUAAUACUAAAUAAAGAAAUAAAUCUUGUAUUUUGCAGCCAAGACUGUGCUAUGCAAUGAUUUGUUACUUUUCUAAAUGCAAUAUUAGAAAAGAUAAAUUAAGUCAAUUGAGAGAGAACAUAGCAAAAUUAUUUUUUUUUUACUGUAUCCCUGUCCAUUUGCUCUGCUGUCUGUUGUAGAGGCCUUUCAUCCAAACUGGCAUGGAAACUAUGGCAUAGUCUGGCAUGGUAUGCUGUGACAUACUUUCUUGGUUUGUGUAUGAAAUAUUGUGCACUACAUCAACACCAAGCUGAGUUUGUACAGUGCUGGAAGGCAUGAGUCAGGAUGGGGUAGAUCCAGCUGUUCAUACACUGCAUGACACUAAAGUCUUGACUUCCCAGAUGGUGGGAAGGAGAGAAGAAAAAUGGGAAAGGUCAUAUUUGGUUACAAGGAGGUUUCUCAGUGGUAGCCUACUGCCAUGCUGCUACUAAAUAACAAUAGCAUGGUGCCAGCCAGAGGUGCCAGCCAGAGGUGCAGGCUGCCCUUGCCCACCCCACUGCUGGCUGCCGUGGAGAGUGCAGCCAUCCUGUGCAGUGCUGGCUGUGGGUCUGCAGCCCCAUGGGGUAAGGGGCAGGCAUCCCAUGGCUUUGUUAACAUGCCAGGGAGUCAUCAUGGGACUGUAGGCCACAGGCUGCUCACCCUCUUGCUCCUGAAAUGCAGCAAAGCAUUAAAAACAGAACGUUGUUGUUUGUAGAUGCUUAUGACCCUCUGGGUUUUGCAUGAAGAUUUGUCUUGUUUGUUUUGGAGCAACCACUGCCAUUAGCUCCUUUUGUUACAUAUAAUAGAAAACACAGCAUAGUCAGUCAAUGGGGCUUUUUAGAUGUGUUAGUAGUAUUACAAAAGCAUCCAAAACCAUUCAGAUGAAGCAAUUUUCUUAUUUUUUGGAAUUAAUAUCUGAAUUAUCAAGGUGCACAUCCAGUACCAACAAUCGGUUGCAUCUUUGUUUGUAAUCAGUGGGUAUUUUCCCGCUUCUUUGGGGUGACAAUCAAGCAUAACUUUUGUUUCAUUAAAACAAAUAAUAUGUUUUAACAUAAAUAUGAAGUUGAUUACUUGUGUAUGCUAAGAUGACAAUUAACAAACACUGUUUGUAUUAGGGGGAUUUAAGAAAAUUAUGCUUUUGGGUAAAGAGUCUUCACAACUGCCGUUGUUUGGAUUUAAAACUAGUGGGUCUUGUUAAGUUCUUUGUGAAAGGCCUAGAAAGGCUUUGGUGUCCCUUCCAAAAUAAUAAAGAAUCUGUUCAAUCAA
This is a messenger RNA of Haemorhous mexicanus (house finch), 5123 nucleotides long. It is a transcript of the gene PDSS2, whose product is annotated as decaprenyl diphosphate synthase subunit 2. The record is from RefSeq and is a predicted model, not a curated record. Gene Ontology annotation, molecular function: prenyltransferase activity. Gene Ontology annotation, biological process: isoprenoid biosynthetic process; ubiquinone biosynthetic process. The coding region runs from base 209 to 1198 and encodes 329 amino acids. Lineage: Eukaryota; Metazoa; Chordata; Aves; Passeriformes; Fringillidae. Gene Ontology annotation, cellular component: mitochondrion; transferase complex. The transcript has 8 exons.